Messenger RNA from Heteronotia binoei (common prickly gecko), 1974 nucleotides. Its product is annotated as zinc finger protein 883-like. The transcript has 3 exons. Gene Ontology annotation, cellular component: nucleus. The record is from RefSeq and is a predicted model, not a curated record. Lineage: Eukaryota; Metazoa; Chordata; Lepidosauria; Squamata; Gekkonidae. Gene Ontology annotation, biological process: regulation of transcription by RNA polymerase II. Gene Ontology annotation, molecular function: DNA-binding transcription factor activity, RNA polymerase II-specific; RNA polymerase II transcription regulatory region sequence-specific DNA binding. The annotation marks the transcript as partial.
UGCUCAGAGUGUGGAAAGAGCUUCAGUUGGAGUGGCACUCUUAAGCUGCAUCAAAGAACCCACACAGGGGAGAAACCUUUUGAAUGCUCAGAGUGUGGAAAGAGAUUCAGUUGGAGUGGCACCCUUAAGCUGCAUCAAAGAACCCACACAGGGGAGAAACCUUUUGAAUGCUCAGAGUGUGGACAGAAAUUCAGUAGGAGUGGCACCCUUAAGCUGCAUCAAAGAACCCACACAGGGGAGAAACCUUUUGAAUGCUCAGAGUGUGGGCAGAGAUUCAGUAGGAGUGGCACUCUUAAGCUGCAUCAAAGAACCCACACAGGGGAGAAACCUUUUGAAUGCUCUGACUGUGGACAGAGAUUCAGUAGGAGUUUCAGUCUUCAACAGCAUCAGACAGUCCACACAGGGGCGAAACCAUAUGAAUGCUUAGAGUGUGGAAGGAGAUUCAGUGUGAGUUUCUACCUUCAACAGCAUCAAAGAUCACACACAGGGGAGAAACCUUUUGAAUGCUCAGAGUGUGGAAAGAAAUUCAGUCGGAGUAGUGAUAUUCAAAAGCACCGGAGAACCCACACAGGUGAGAAACCAUUUGAGUGCUCAGAGUGUGGAAAGAGCUUCAGUGUAAGUUCCAGUCUUAAACUGCAUCAAAGAACCCACACAGGGGAGAAACCAUUUGAAUGCUCAGAGUGUGGAAAGAGAUUCAGUCAGAGUGGCACUCUUAAGCUGCAUCAAAGAAUCCACACAGGGGAGAAACCUUUUGAAUGCUCAGAAUGUGGAAAGAGAUUCAGUCGAAAUGCCACUCUUAAGCUGCAUCAAAGAACCCACACAGUGCAGAAAACCCACAUAGGGAAACCUUUUGAAUGCUCAGAGUGCGGACAGAGAUUCAGUCGAAGUGGCACUCUUAAGCUGCAUCAAAGAACCCACACAGGGGAGAAACCUUUUGAAUGCUCAGAGUGUGGACAGAGAUUCAGUAGGAGUGGUACUCUUAAGCUGCAUCAAAGAACCCACACAGGGGAGAAACCUUUUGAAUGCUCAGAGUGUGGACAGAGAUUCAGUAGGAGUGAUAAUCUUCAACAGCAUCAAAAAACCCACACAGGGGAGAAACCUUUUGAAUGCUCAGUGUGUGGACAGAGAUUCAGUAGGAGUGACAGUCUUCAGCAGCAUCAAAAAACCCACACAGGGGAGAAACCUUUUGAAUGCUCAGAGUGUGGACAGAGAUUCAGUAGGAGUGGCACUCUGAAGCUGCAUCAAAGAACCCACACAGGGGAGAAACCUUUUGAAUGCUCAGAGUGUGGACAGAGAUUCAGUAGCAGUGGCCAUCUUCAGCAGCAUCAGAGAACCCACCGAGGGGAGAAACCAUUUGAAUGCUCAGAGUGUGGAAAGACAUUCAGUCAGAGUGGCCAUCUUCAGCAGCAUCAGAGAACGCACAGAGGAGAGAAACCAUUUGAAUGCUCAGAAUGUGGAAAGAGAUUUAUUCGCGGUGGCCAUCUUCAGCGACAUCUAAGAGCCCACACAGGGGAGAAACCAUAUGCGUGCUCAGAGUGUGGGAAGCGAUUCAAUCAGAAUGGCAAUCUUAAACUGCACCAAACAACUCACACAGGGGAGAAACCAUUUGAAUGCUCAGAGUGUGGGAAGAGGUUCAGUGUGAGUUCCUAUCUUCUAAAGCACCAAAAAUCCCACUCAGGGGAGAAAGCAUUUGAAUGCUCAGAGUGUGGAAAGAGGUUCAGUGUGAGUUCCUAUCUUCUAAAGCACCAAAAAUCCCACACAGGGGAGAAACUUUUUGAGUCGAGUGAAGAGGACGAAGGUGAACUGGGAGCAGCGGGGGGCCACACGGGAGAUGCCCGAAACCUCAGUCGGGCUGUAGAGGCCGAGCUGUUCCUGAUGCAGGAGGAGUUGAAAACCCGGAACACACAAGAGCAGGGGGACAGCCUGUUCUGUUGCCACCACCCGCGGUCUUGGAACCUCAGCCAAUGGGGCUGA